AUGGCUUCUGAAAUUAUUGAAAAGGAAAGACAAAACUUUGUAAAAAUUCUGCAGCAAGAUCCUGAUUCUGUGCUAGAUACAUUAAUUUCUCGGAAUCUAAUUUCUGAAGAGGAGUAUGAGAUCCUCGAUACUGUUACAGAUCCAUUGAAGAAAAGUAGAAAAAUGUUAAUUCUGGUACAGAAAAAGGGAGAAAGAAGCUGCCAGCAGUUCCUUGAGUGUUUACACAGCGCUUUUCCGGAAUCAACAACCAGUUGGUGGUCUGUACUAGAAUUUGUUAAACAAGAGAAAGGACAUGAGAGAGCAAAAGCUCCUACGUUCACAGAAGAGAAAAAGAAUUCAGAAGUUACUUUGCUCUCUGAAAAGAAACAAUAUAAGAAUACUGAUGACUUCAUGUUUGUAGAAGAGGAGGGCCAAAAUUUAAAAACUACUGGGCCUUUGGGAAACAAAAUACUUAGUAAUUUAGAAGUUACUUUGUCCUUUGAGGAGAAAGAAGAGGAAGGAGAUGAUGAUGAACUGGAAGACACAGUGUAUUCAGAAGACAGAGAGGUCUAUGAAGAUCCAGAAGCUAUUGUAUACUUAGGGGAAGAAUGGGAUGAUGAGAAUCCCGAUUCUGAUUUAUACUUAGGAGAAGAGGAUUAUGUCGAAUCCGUGGCAUAUUUUGAAGAGCCAGGAUCAGCUGAGGAAGAAGAAGCUUCUGUGGAGUACACAGAUUACUGUGGGGAAACUGACCCUGACAAUUUCAGGUCCUCGGAUGAUGAACAGAACUAUGAGAAUCUAGAGACUGAAGUAUCUCUGGAGGAGGAGGAAGCGAAUUUGGAAGAGAGAAGAAAAACAUUCAAAGAAAUUCUAUCAUGUUUGGAAAUGGACAGGAAUAGAAAACUUCUACCAAGUUUUGUUCAACAAUUUCAGUUGGACCAUGGAUGUCAUUGGAUCCCUCAGACAUCAGCAGAUUUAUCCUGGAAUUUCCUAGUAAAAAUUCAGUGCUUGGAUGUGACUGCCAGAGACACAGUUCUCAGCCAGAGGGUUCCAGGUGAGGAUGCCAAAGAGGGACUAACCACUAAAGUAGAAAAUAUGGGUCUUAGAGACAAAGAGACCAUUAACCCACUUGAUGUCCUUUGUGCCAUCAUGCUUUGUUCUGACAACUCUUUGCAGCAAGAGGUCUUAGGGAACAUGUUUAAAUGUCACUUUGCCCUUCCUCUGCUGCUGCCAGAUGCAGAAAACAACAAGUGCCUUUUGAUGUUGGGUGCCAUGAAGAACAUCGUGCCAAAGGUCUCGAUACAUUCUGAAGGAGAUGCUGCUAAGAAUGACACAAAGUCCUUGGUGUUUAUGAAAAUGCCACUUAUCUCUUUUGUUCGCUUAGGGUACUGUGGUUCCUCUAAAUCCAAGAUUCUUAAUGCAGUACUCAGCACUCCCCAAAAGCAACCUCUUGACAUUUUUCACCACAGAGACUCCCUUGCCUCAUUACUUCCUCGAAAAAUCUCUGAUGGCUUAGUUGAAAUUACUUGGUCUUUUCCUAACAGUAGCUCUGGCAAGGAAAAUCUUGACUUUUUCCAAGAGCCUGUGGCUGUGGCCAACCUUCGGGGAGAUCUGGAAUGCUUCUGGACACAGUUUGGCUUUUUAAUGGAAGUCUCUUCAGCUGUGUUCAUUUUUAUUGAUUGUCCAGGUGAGAGGGAAUGGGACCUCCUGGCAUUUCUAGGAGAGGCUGCUAAAGAAAGAUGCUAUUUCAUUCUCAGUCCUCAGUCCAGGGAAAGUGAGGAAGCCCAACUAUUCCAGAGAAUUCUGAAACUGAAGCCAUCACAACUGCUGCUGCUAGAGGAAAAUGAUAUGGGGGAUAGAGGAAGAUAUGUAGAGGGCCUCCGAAUAGCCCUGAAGGAGGUAAUGUGCUCUCCACUUAGACAUGUGUCAGUGGAAGAUAUGGCAUCACUGGCCAGAGAGUUGGGGAUCCAGGUGGAUCAGGACUGUGAGAAAACCCGAGGUGUCCAAGGAACCCUUAAUGAAGUCACAGCUGAAGAAGAUGAGGUUGAGGACAAUACCAGACUACAGAAGCAGAGUCUACAAAAACAUCAGAGAAGACCAGGAGACCAGCAUCCCAGGCAGUACAUUCUCAAUCAGUGGGAUCAAAGCGAGGACAAAUAUCUGGGCAACAAAAGCAAAAUUUUCACACAGGCACCCCUGGGACACAGAGAUCUCAGACAUCAGGAGGAGCUGGGCAGCCAGUGA
Molecule: messenger RNA, 2220 nt
Organism: Gracilinanus agilis (Agile Gracile Mouse Opossum)
Lineage: Eukaryota; Metazoa; Chordata; Mammalia; Didelphimorphia; Didelphidae
Gene: CARD6
Product: caspase recruitment domain family member 6
Exons: 4
Coding region: 1-2220 (739 amino acids)
Biological process (GO): regulation of apoptotic process
Source: RefSeq, a predicted model, not a curated record